AUGACGAGAACGUGCCUAUUGACGGCCCCCGCCGGCUUUGGACUGGUCUCAGAAGAGUGUCCGACCCGGGCGAUUGGAUGCAGAAUUAAGGUCGACCGUGACUCGAUACAGUGGUACGAAUACAGCCGCUUAUACGAUCGUAAUCAGCUGGCCUGCGUAUUGCCCGGUGAAUACACGCACAGAUGGCAGGACAGCUUCACCCAAGGACCAAAAGAAGACACACCUCAGAAGCCGCCUCAAACUGAAGGCAUCGCCACGAAAAAGGUGAAAACCGGAAAGAUCUCCGAGGUCACCCAGAAAAGGGUCGCACCGACGACGACGACGUCGGCAACAACGACGGAAAAGCCGACAAGACGGGCGACACCGCUGAAGGAAGCAAAACGCCGAAUUUCCGAAGAAAUGCGCGAGGAGGACUUCCGGCUGAACCUCAUCCUCGAAGACGAGGAGAAAGAGGCUUUAAUGGACAACGAGGAAGACGAGCCAGGCGAUGAGACCACCCCUCAAAACUCGCGCGAACGAGCACGAGCCGAUGCGGAGAAGCGGAGGAAAGAGGCGGAGAGGAAGGCGAAACAGGGGAAUGAAGAGGAGGUAGAGGAGGUUGAGGAGGAGGAUGAGGAUGAGGAACAAGGAUGGGACGAGGAUGAGGAGGGGCAUAAUGACGUGUCCUAUGGAUUUAGAAGAAAGCACAUGUUGCAACGGCGACGCGAGAAGGAGCGCCAAAGGAUCAUGGAGGAGGAGAGGCUGGCCAGGAUUGAGCGCGAGCAGGCGGAAAAAGACCGGAAAGCCCGCGAAAUGGAGCGCGCCAAGCUGGAGCAACAGCAGAGGGAGCGGGAGGAGGCGGAGGAGGACUAUCCGGAUGCGACGGCUCCACUCGGGAUGGACGAUUCCGGCAGCCCGGCAUCCGCUUCACUAUUUCUUGCCCUGUUUUUCACGCUUUUUCUUGCCCGUAUU
Molecule: messenger RNA, 951 nt
Organism: Mesorhabditis spiculigera
Lineage: Eukaryota; Metazoa; Nematoda; Chromadorea; Rhabditida; Rhabditidae
Source: the annotation of a GenBank genome assembly